Plasmodium cynomolgi strain B is the source of this 630-nucleotide messenger RNA. RefSeq lists its product as hypothetical. Bases 1 to 630 code for a protein of 209 amino acids. The record is from RefSeq and is a predicted model, not a curated record. The transcript has a single exon. NCBI's taxonomy places the organism in Eukaryota, Apicomplexa, Aconoidasida, Haemosporida, Plasmodiidae.
AUGCACAUAAUUAGGGUUACCAGUUUGGUGGUACUCCUAGUAUGCUGUUACACAAAUGGGAAAAGUAUUUUCCGAAAAAGGAAAAUUAUUUAUGGUUCUUCCCAUUUGCUAAAUGCCCCUGAUGAUGAAGCGACCAAGUUGCCCUCCCUGAACAAUUUAAAAACAAAGGAAUCGCACAGCAGCAACGACGACGGUGAUGAGUAUGUGAAGGGUAGCUACUAUGUCGAGAAGGGAGGCAAGAAUAAUGUGAGGGACGUGAAAAAUGGGUCCUUCAUUCUUUUAAGUGAGAAGGUGAAAGAUAUUCCCCCUGAGGAGGAAGAUGAGGAGGCGCAUGGCGACGACAAUGCUGACCAUGUGAAUAACAACGUGGAUUCACAUAACAAUAUCGAUCAUGAGAACAGUAGCGAGGACAGCAGCGAGAGCGAGCACAGUGACCACGAGGAGGAGCACGAUGACGACGACAUGCACCAUAACCACAUGUACGCCAAUGGCGCCUCCACGGCCCUUCCGCCUCCACCCCCGCCUGUGAUGCAUCACCCCCCACCUCCACCCAUGACCCCCUCGGGCAUCGUCGGCCACGUCGUGUCAAACGUCUUCACCGCUGGGUUGAAGUUGUUUGGCGUGCCGUAG